CGCAGGGCGGCCGAGCGGGGCGAUGGCGACGGGCGGCGGGAAGGCGGCUCGCAGCCAGGCUUCGCUGAGGCGGCGGUUGCAGGGCUCGCAGGAGGCGCAGCACCGGCAAGCGGUGCUGGUGCGGAAGCUGCAGGCGAAGUUGUUGCAGUACCAGACUUGGUGUCGAGAGUUGGAGCAGCAGCUGGAAGCAGGAGGGGGAUCCUUGCCAGGCAGGUGGGAGGCCACUGAAGAGCACAGCCUGGAGAAAGCCUUACUGCACUUGGAAGAGGAGCAGCAAAGGUGUGAGAACCUGGCAGAAGUGAACUCUCUCCUGCGGGCACACCUGGAAGAAGCCAGGGAGGUGAACUCCUCCCUCAAGGAAGACAUUGGGAAGCUGACAGCAGAUUGGAUGAGGGCCCGGGAGGAGCUGGAGCUGAAGGAGAGCGAAUGGCGCAGCGAGCGUGAGCUUUAUGACAGCCAUCUGAGGGGUGAACACAAACGUCUGCUCAGCCUCUGGUGCCAGGUGGUGACCUUCCGGCGCCGCUUCCUGGAGAUGAAGACUGCCACUGACCGGGAUUUGUCAGAGCUGAAGGCAGAACAGAUGAGGAUUUCUGGAGCUAUUCUGGUAAACUGCUCCCACCUGAACACUGGCCUACAGCUCUGGGAGUCACUCACCCUGGGGAGAUCUGUCCUGAAGGAUCAGGCAGAGCAGCCAGAGGGUCAGCCAGUAAAGCAGGAGGUGCAGGAAGUGAUGUGCUUACAAGUGCAGGAGGAUCUGGAGAAGAAGGAGCUCCAGGACAGGGUGGUGGAGCUCUCAGCCUUGCUCGUGCAAUCUGAGCGGCAGAACGAGGAGAAGGAGCAGGCCCUGAGGACACUGAGUGACACCCUGCAGAUUCUGGAAACAAACCAGUCAGAAUUUGAAGCCUCAUUGACUAAAAGUGCCAAAGAGGAGAACCUUUCCCUCCAAAAGCUGAUAAAGGCUAUAACUGAGAUGGUGUUGGAUGGCAGCGGCGACGCUGACGGUUCCCAGCAGGCAGAGUCCAGCAGCAGCUUCCCUUCCUGUCUGAGCUCCCUUGGUGCAGAGCAGGCAUUUGUCCUGGUUCAGGAGGCACUGGCAAAGAGGCAAGGAGCAGCACGGGCCCUAAAGGAAGAGCUCUUUGCCGCCAAGAACUCUGUCAGUGUCCUGCUGCAGCAGCACAGCCAGCAGGAGGAGAAGUGCAGGAAGCUGCAGCAGAGCCUUGAGCAGCUGGAGGAGGAGUGCAGGACAGCCAGCAGCCAACGGCAGCACCUCCAGGCUCUGGUAGAAACGCUCCGGGGUGACUGUGCAAGCCUGGAGAAGAGCAGGGAAGAGCUACAGCAGCAGCUCGAAGCAGCGGUGCUGGAAGCCUCACGCCUGCGUCAGAGCAACACUGAACUGCAGCUGAAGGAGGAUUCAGCCCAGGGGGAGAUGUUGGAGCAGCAACAGACAGUGGAGAGAGCUCAGCGUGACCAGGAGCUCCUGCUGAAGGACUUGGCUGCUCUGGAAGGGAAGCAUUCACUGCUGCAGAGUGAGCUGGUGGCUGCGAGAGAGGCGCUGGAGGAAUCCCAUCUGCAGAGGGACCUGCUGCAGCAGGAGAAACAGGAGCUCACCACGGCGCUGGAAAAGGCUGAGCAGGCAGUAGCAGAGCUGAGAGGGGCUCAGAACAAGCUGAGUGCUGAGAGAGCUGACCUGCAGGUUGCAGCAGCAAAGAUGAGCAGCAUCAGCGAAGCUCUUGCCCAGGACAAGGUGCAGCUGAACAAGCUGGUGCUGCAGCUGGAGCAAGAGAAUGAGCUUCUGUCAGGUAAGGUGGAUGAGCUGGAGAGAGCAAAGAGCUCUGAGCUGGAGAAGCUGGAUUUAUGUGAAAGAAAAGCUGAAGAGCUCAGUGCAGAGAAAGCUCACCUGGAGCAGCUGCUGGAGAAAGCAGAGCAGCAGCAGGAGGGGCUGCAGGUGGAGCUGAGGAUACUGGCAGAGGAGAAGGCAGAGACCCAAGAGAAGUUCAAUCAGGUUUGCCACCAGCAAGAGGUGGCCAGCAGUGGUCUGGAGCAGCUGCGGCAGGAGUCCUGGCGCCAGGGGCAGGCCUUGGCCAAGGUGUCCAAGGAGAAGGAGGUCCUGGUGCGGGAGAAGGCAGCCCUGGAAGUGCGGCUGGCAGCCCUGGAGAGGGACAGACAAGGCCUUGCAGAGCAGCUGGCAGAGGCCAGGUCAGUGAAGGAGGCACUGGAAUCCAGCCUGUUUGAGACUCAGCAGCACUUAUCUCAGCAGGAGAUCACCAAGAGUCAGCUUGAAAUGCAGCUUCACACAGUCACACAGGCCAAGGAGGUGAUACAAGGGGAGGUGAGGCACCUGCAGGCGGAGCUGGACGCGGAGAGGUCUCUGCUGAAGCAGGAGCGGGAGCGCCUGGCACAGCAGCUCCUGCAGGCAGAGCAGCAGCACCACAGCAGCCUCCGGCUCAGGGAAACCGAGCACCGAGUGGAAAGAGACAAACUCCUGCGGCACCUGGAGAGUGAGCAAGAAGGACACCACACAGAGCUGCAGAAGAUGCUGGAGCAGUGGGAAAAGGAGAAGGCAGAGGCAGAGGAGGAGCAUGAGAAGAAGCUGUUUGACAUGAAGCAGGAAGUUGCUACCAUGCAAGCUCAACGAGAAGAAGAGCAAACUAGAGCUGAAAAUGCCAAGCAAGAGGUCCUGCUAGAAAAAGAAAGUGAGAAGCAGGCUUUGCUAGAGACACUUGUGCAGACUCAGCAAGAGCUCAGAGAAGCCUGCCAGCAGCUCCAGCAGCUCCAGCAGGAGGUGAAGGAGCAGCAAGAGAAUGGGCAGAACGUGGCAGAAAAGCUGCAAGCAGAGCUGCAGGAGACUCAGAACAAGAUGAGGGCAGUGGAGAACAGGCACAAGGAAGAACUCAAAUCUGUCAAAGAGGAAGUGAAUAUCCUCCUUCAGCAGAGGGAUGCUCUACAGAAGCAGGUGGAAGAGUUGACAUCUCAGCUGGCAGCCUGUGAAGAGGCCCAGCAAGUGAUUGGCCACAAAGCUCAGCAAGAUCUGAGUGAGGCACAGGAACUGUCAAGGCAGAAGGUGAUGGAGAUUGGGCACCUUCAGAAGAUCCUGAAUGAGAAGAAGAUGCAAUGGGAGGAGGUAGAACAUCAGAACAAGGAGCUGCAAGUGUGCCUGCAGGCUUUGGAGGGAGAAAGGAGUCGGUGGAAAGAAGUGGAGCAUCAGAAUGUAGAAUUCCAGGCUCUGUUGAAGGACCUGGAGAGUGAAAAAGCCAGUCUGACUCUGUCUCUGGAAGAGAAGGAGCUGAGCAUCAGAACCCUGGAAGAAAACAACCUUGCCCAGCUCAGCCAGGUGUCUCAGCUUCUUUCUGCUCUUCAGCAGGCCCAACAGCUCCAUUCAGACCAGAGAACAGAAGUAAAAGACCUCCACACCCAGGUGGAGUCCCUGCAGGGAGCAGUGCUGGAGAGGGAGGCUGCCCUGGCAGCUCGGGAGAAGCAGCUGCUGCAGGCUCUGCACGAGUCCCAGGCUGGAGAACAGUGCCUGAGGGACUCUCUGAGCAGGAUGGAGACAGAGCUGGCUGAGCUGCAUGUGAAGCUUUGUGGCACAGAGGGCAGAGCAAAGGCUUUGGCCACAGAGUGCCAGCUGGCUGAGAGUGCCCACAGUGAAGCCCAGGCCCAGCUGGACAGACUGUGCUCGAGUCUGCAGCGCCUGAGCUCUGACAGCAGAGACCUGCUCACCUGUGCUGCAGAACAGGGGCAUGGCUGGCACGGAGCUGCCACUGCAGAGCUCACAGUGCAGAGAGUCUCAGCAGCCCUCCAAGACCUGCAGCAGCACCUGAAGCAGACCCAGCAGGCUCUGAAUGAUGCCAAGAAGAAGAUAGAGGACUUGGAGGUGGAGCUGAGCAGGAGGCAAGCUGAGAGAGACCACUUCAGUGCCCACAAUCAAGAGCUGCAGAAGCAGUUGGCUCAAAGCCAGAAAGAGGCACAGGUGGCAGAAGACAAGAAGAGCUUUCUCCAGGCUGCCUUGCAGGAGGAGGCUGUUGCUCUAAAGGAGGAAGCUUUGACUCUACACCAAGGAGUGGCAUCUUUGGAAAAGAAACUGGAGAGCACUGAGCAGCAGAGAAGAGAUGUCCUGCACGAACGGGACAGUUUGCAAGCACUGAGAGAGAAACUGGCCUGGGACAUUGAACUUCUUCAGGAGUCAGUGGCAGCCUCUGAAAGCAGAGCAGAUACAGCCACAGACAUGAACCACUGCCUCCAGCACCAGCUCCAGGCUACACUCUCUGUCUUGAACAUGAAAAAUGAGGAGAUGGAAACACUGAGAGGGGAAAUCCAAGUGCUCCACAGACAGGCAGCAGAGGGAAAAGCUUUGCAGGAGAACCUCACUGCUGUCCUGUCAGAGAGGGAGGCAGAAAUGAAGCUGCACCAGGAGCAGGUGAGAAUGCUGGAGAAGCAGAAAGCAGUGCAGCAAAAUGCUCUCCAUCAGGUUAUUAAGGACAUGACAGAGGGAAAACAGAAGACAGAAUCCCAGCAAAAACACAUUGAGGAGCUGGAGAAGCAGCAAGAGGAACAAAGGGUUGCUGUAAGAAAAGUGAGCAAAGAGCUUGAAGAGAGAGACAAAGAGCUCAGAUCCCAGCAAGAGCUGAUAGCAGAGCUGGAGAAGCAGCAAGAGCUGCACAAGACUACAGCCAGCGACAUGAGCAGAGAGCUGCAGGAGAAGGACCAAGAGAUCAGAUCCCAACAGGAACAGAUACAGGACCUGGAGAAGCAGCAGGAAGCACAGAGGACUACUGUCAGCAACAUGAGCAGAGAGCUGGAGCAGAGGGACCAGGAGAUUAGAUCCCAACAGCAGCAGAUACAGGACCUGGAGAAGCAGCAGGAAGCACAGAAGACUGUUGUCAGCAGCAUGAGCAGAGAGCUGGAGCAGAGGGACCAAGAGAUCAGAUCCCAGCAAGCACUGAUAGCAGAGCUGCAGAAGCAGCAAGAGGCUGCCAGCAGCAUGAGCAGAGAGCUGGAGCAGAGGGACCAAGAGAUCAGAUCCCAGCAAGCACUGAUAGCAGAGCUGCAGAAGCAGCAAGAGGCUGCCAGCAACAUGUGCAGAGAGCUGGAGCAGAGGGACCAAGAGAUCAGAUCCCAGCAAGCACUGAUAGCAGAGCUGCAGAAGCAGCAAGAGGCUGCCAGCAACAUGAGCAGAGAGCUGGAGCAGAAGGACCAAGAGAUCAGAUCCCAGCAAGCACUGAUAGCAGAGCUGCAGAAGCAGCAAGAGGCUGCCAGCAACAUGUGCAGAGAGCUGGAGCAGAGGGACCAAGAGAUCAGAUCCCAGCAAGCACUGAUAGCAGAGCUGCAGAAGCAGCAAGAGGCUGCCAGCAACAUGUGCAGAGAGCUGGAGCAGAGGGACCAAGAGAUCAGAUCCCAGCAAGCACUGAUAGCAGAGCUGCAGAAGCAGCAAGAGGCUGCCAGCAACAUGAGCAGAGAGCUGGAGCAGAGGGACCAGGAGGGGAAAAGAAUGAGUCUAGAACAGGAGUGUACAUCACAAGUGAGAAAUCUGCUCGUGGAGCUUGAUGAGCUGAAAGGACACUUGGAGGAGAAAACCACAGAGCUGAUGUCAUUGACUCAGCAGAUGCAAGGCCUGGAAAAGGAGAGGGAACAAGGGGAAGCUCUGCAUGCCAGCCUGCAGCACCUGAGGGCACUUCUGAAGGACAAAGAGCAGCAAUGUGAUGCUCAAAGGGAGCAGCUGAGACUCCUCCAGCAGUGCAAGGAGCAGCAGGAGGGGCACCUGCAGGAGCUUCAGAGUAAAGUGGCAGAGAUGAGCCUCUCCUUAGCUAAAAGAGAUCAAGAGCUUGAACUGCAACAAAAGCAAAUGCAGGAGGCUGAAGAAGUGAUGGAAGUGCAGUUAAAGGCUGUCCAUGAGCAGCUGGAGCAGGCCUUGGAAGCCUUGAAAGAAAAGGACAGAGUCCUAGAAAUCCAAAAGGGGCAGACAUGGAACUCUGAGGGAAAACCAGAGGAGCUCUUUCACAGAGCCUCUGGACACACUAAGCCAGUGCUGACAGAAAAGGAUUUCAUGGCUGAACCUCAGGAGGAGGUGAUGGAGACCUUCCAAGACCAAGAUUCUGAACAACAGAAGGACAUUCUGCAGCAUCUUCAAGGGGCACUGAAGGGACAGGAGCAAGAAAUGCUGUGGCUUAGAAUGCAGGGUGAGGCAUGCAGGGAAGAGGAGGGAAAGCAGGCAGCUGAGCAAGCAAAUCUCCAGGCAGCAAAGGAGACUCCAAAGGACAGAGGGAGAAAGAUCAGUGUGCUGCAGGAGGCUGUGGCCAAACUCCAGCAGCAGCAGGAGGCAGCAGAGGUGCAGGUCAAAGCCAAACUGCAAAUCCUGGAGUCUUCUCUGGAAGCUGGAGACCAAGAGAGAGCUUCCUUGCAGGAGCAGCUCCAGGGCUUUGUGGAGCAGGAGCAGGCAGAAAGCAGGCAGGCCCAGAGGCUGCAGCAGGAGCCAGGCAGGGGAAGCCUCAUGGCAAAGCAGAAUGGUUUGGAGUUCCUCAGGCAGGCAGAGCAAAUGGACAUGUUCCAGCUGUGGGGAGGAGGCACAAGAGGAGCAGUAAUGUGCCAGAAGCAAGUGGAAGGGCUUCAAGCAGUGGUGAGGAAGAGAGAUGAAGACAAUGAAACUCCUAUGCAAAGCCUGCAGUGCCGAGAUGAGCAGGGGAGCUUGCAGGGGAGCUUGCAGGACCUCCAGCUCAGGCUGGCCAAGGAGGAGGAAGAGCUUAGACACCACAGACAGCAGAAGGUCCAGCCUGAGAGGGAAGAAGGGACCAAGGCUCGAGGUGAGCCAAAAGAGAUGGAAGAGGAAGUAGAAGCUCUCCAGGAGCAUCUCCAUCAGGUUGAGCAGAUGCUGACAGAGGAGGAUGAAGAGCUCAGGCAUCAGAGAGGCAGAAUAAGGAGUUUGGAGGAGACGUUGCCAGGGAGAGGAGGAGAGCUUAGGAGGCAGAGUGAACUCCUGAAGCCAUUCAGAGCAGCUUUGCCGUGGGAGAGCCUGCAGAAGGCAGGGCAGAAGCUGCAGCCGUGGGAGGCAGAGCAGAGGAGAGCCGUGCAGGAGGGAGGCAGCCUGCUGGCGAGGCAGCGGCAGCGCAGCCAGGCGCUGGCAGGGCAGCGGGAGGCGGAGGAGCUGCAGCGGCUGCUGGCUGCUUUGGAGCUGACUGGGAGCGGAGGAAUGGAGUGGAAGGAGAAGGCUCAGGCACUGAGUCGUGCCCUAGCCGAGAGUGAGCUGGCCAGUGGCACGCUGAGGGAGGAGGUGGCCAUCCUGCGGGGCAUGGUGUCAGAGAGGGACAAGGACCGCUGCCAGCUGCAGGCUGCUGCAGAGGAGCAGCAUCGUCGCUGGCGCUCGGAGCAGCUCCUGGCGGCGCAGCGCCUGCAGCGCCUGCAGCGAGCCGUGGCUAAGCUGGAGCUGGAGAAGGUGGAGCUGAAGCAGCUCAAUGCCGAGCUCAGGAGCACCCUGGAGCAGGUGGAAAGUGAACGGAGGAGGCUGAAGAGAUGCUGCAGUGCCCAGUCCCUGCCAGCUGCAGGUGCAUUUUCUCUCUCCCAGCCUGACCAGCACAAGAUGCCUGCUGCUAGACAGGAGAAGUGCCCCACACACUGCUGCCAUCGGGGAGCUGAGCUGCAGAGCCAGGUGUCCCUGCUGUGGAGGCAGCUGGCCCAGGAGAGAAAGCACAAGCAGGACUACAUCGAGUGCUGUGCCAGGACCAGCCAGGAACUGUCAGACCUUCACCAGGAGCUCUCCUGCUCCUUAGCAGCUGUGGCCAGGGAGCCCAAAGCUGCUGUGCUGGAGGCAGAGAGCAGGAAGCUGGAUCGGUCUCUGACCGUGAGCCUGGCAGUGAUGUCUCCUGAGAGGCAGCCUCUGCAUUCCACACCCAGGGCCACCAGAGGUGGUGACCUGAGGUGACAGCACCGAGGUGCAGCAAAAGGCAGGGGAAGGAGCCACAUCUGGGAGCUGCUGUGGCCUGGCUGAGGGCAGGAGCUGUGAAGGGAGAGGAAGGCUCAGGGCGCAGCAGCGGCUGCAGACCCCACAGGAGGAGCAGUGCUGGGACAAAGCUGCUGCUGGGAUGGGGUCAGACAGGCCUGGGCAAGCAAAGUCCACCUGCUGGGCAGGCAGAACUCCUCCUUCCAGAGGGUGGCUCAGCUUGGCAGCAGCAGCCCUCACCUUAGGUGGUUGCUGUUGGUUUCUGGCCCGUUGGGUUGGGGUUGUGUCUGCUGAGGCUCUGGUGGCAGGGGAAAGUGGCUGCAGCUGUGGCUCCUGCCAGAAGCUUGGGGAAGGUCUCCCCUGCCUCAGAAUCAGGCUCAGCUCUGGGCAAGGCUGAGCCAGGCAGCACCUCUGGGAUGUUUAAGAGGGAAACCAGAUGUGGUGAUGCUGUUAUUUAGGGAUGGCAUCAGCCUUGGGGAGGAGUGGGACAUGGGGCAGACAAGGAUGUGGGCACCCAGGUGGGUGAGGAAGAGGGUGAGAGCCCUGCUGGAGCAGCCAUUGGCUUGGAGUGAGAUGGACAAGCUGAGCCCCUCCAGCCCUGGGGGGCAGCUGUGGGGUAAAGUCCUGCCUGCAGUGCUGGAGCAGGAGCUGCUGCUGGAGAAAGGACACUGAGGGCCUGCAGAAGGCUCUCCGUGGAGACCUGCUCCAUGGCAGCAGUGCUGCAGCAGGGGGGGCUGGGAUGAUGCCCCUGAGGAGGAAGGAGCAGCAGAAGCAGCAUGGAAUGGCCAGGGGCUGGGGGGCUGCAGGUCCCCUGGGCUGAGCUGUCUGCUGUCCCUCUGCUGCAAGUGCUGGGGGGCUGCAGGUCCCCUGGGCUGAGCUCUCUGCUGUCCCUCUGCUGCAAGUGCUGGGGGGCUGCAGGUCCCCUGGGCUGAGCUCUCUGCUGUCCCUCUGCUGCAAGUGCUGAGAGGCUGCAGGUCCCCUGGGCUGAGCUCUCUGCUGUCCCUCUGCUGCAAGUGCUCCUCUUGCAAUUAAAUGAUUCUGGUUUGCUCA
Pogoniulus pusillus (Red-fronted tinkerbird) is the source of this 8977-nucleotide messenger RNA. RefSeq names its product centrosomal protein 250 (gene CEP250). The record is from RefSeq and is a predicted model, not a curated record. Gene Ontology annotation, cellular component: centriole; centrosome. Gene Ontology annotation, biological process: cilium assembly. Bases 23 to 7909 code for a protein of 2628 amino acids. The transcript has 31 exons. NCBI's taxonomy places the organism in Eukaryota, Metazoa, Chordata, Aves, Piciformes, Lybiidae.